Nannospalax galili (Upper Galilee mountains blind mole rat) is the source of this 2142-nucleotide messenger RNA. RefSeq names its product nucleolar complex associated 4 homolog (gene Noc4l). Gene Ontology annotation, cellular component: nucleolus; small-subunit processome; Noc4p-Nop14p complex. Bases 44 to 1594 code for a protein of 516 amino acids. The record is from RefSeq and is a predicted model, not a curated record. Lineage: Eukaryota; Metazoa; Chordata; Mammalia; Rodentia; Spalacidae. Gene Ontology annotation, biological process: ribosome biogenesis. The transcript is spliced from 16 exons.
CCAACGGCGCAGGCGCAGACUCCUAUUUUUACUUGGGCGCCUCAUGGCGUGGGAAUCGGGAGCUAUGGGUUCGCGGCGGACGCUCUCCAGCUUGCUGCAGGCAGUGUUGGAGAGCCGCGGCCAGGCCAACUCGGUGUUCGACAUCCUGGCCGUGUUGCAGUCCGAGGACCAGGAGGAGACCCAGGAAGCAGUGCGCACCUGCAGCAGACUCUUUGGUACCUUGCUGGAGAGAGGAGACCUAUUCGUUGGCUCGUUGCCCUCUGAGGAUAUGGUGCUAGUAGGGUCCCAGGAAGCCACACACAAGUACAAAGUAUGGAUGAGACAUCGCUACCACAGCUGUUGUAAUUGCUUGGUGGAGCUCCUGACCCACUCCUCCUUCCAGGUCAAGGAGCUGGCCCUCAGGACACUUAUGAAGUUUGUACAGCUGGAAGGAAUGCAGCCCCUGGAAAAGCCCCAGUGGGAAGGCCACUACCUCUUCCCUCGCACACUCUUCAGGGAAGUGGUGGGAGGCCUGCUGUCAAUGGAGAACAACCAUAGCCUGCUCAUCUCCCAGUUCUGUGAGUACCUAGAAUAUGAUGACAUCCGCUACCACACAAUGCAGGUGGCUGCGAGCACCGUGGCCCGGGUCACCAACCGGCAACCUGAGGUGUCCCUCACCUUCUGGAAUAAUGCCUUUACACUGCUGUGUGCCGUGAACCUGCCCUGCCAAGAGUGUGAUCUCACCAACUUCUAUGUGAAGCAUGCUCAGCCAUCAGACAAGUGGAAGGUUAUUCAUCUGAAGGAACACAGAAAAGCUUUCCAGGAGAUGUGGCUCGGUUUCCUCAAGCAUAAGCUGCCACUCAGCCUCUAUAAGAAGGUGCUGGUAACCAUGCAUGAUUCUAUCUUGCCCCACCUGGCUCAGCCCACCCUCAUGAUCGACUUUCUCACUAGUGCCUGUGAUGUUGGUGGUGCUGUCAGCCUCCUGGCCUUGAAUGGGCUUUUCAUCUUGAUCCAUAAGCAUAACCUGGAGUACCCUGACUUCUACCAGAAGCUCUAUGGCCUCCUGGAUACGUCCAUCUUCCAUGUCAAGUACCGAGCCCGUUUCUUCCACCUGGCUGACCUCUUCUUGUCCUCUUCCCACCUCCCUGCCUACCUGGUGGCUUCCUUUGCCAAGCGCUUGGCCCGCCUGGCCCUAACAGCACCUCCUGAGGCUCUGCUCAUGGUUCUGCCCUUCAUCUGCAACUUGCUGCGCAGACACCCUGCCUGUCGUGUAAUGGUGCACCGCCCGCAGGGCCCUGAGUUGGAUGCUGAUCCCUACGACCCAGCAGAAGAGGACCCAGCCAGGAGCCAUGCCCUGGAGAGCUGCCUAUGGGAGCUAAAGACCCUUCAGCAGCACUACCACCCUGAGGUGUCUAGAGCGGCCAGUAUCAUCAACCAGGUGCUAUCUGCCCCUGAGGUCAGCAUUGCACCACUCCUAGAGCUCACUGCAUAUGAGAUCUUUGAGGAGGACCUGAAGAAGAAGGGACCUCAGUCAGUGCCACUGGAGUUCAUCCCAGCUGAGGGCCUGCUGGGCCGACAGGGCGACCUCUGCGCACAGUUCUUUACACUCAGCUGACUCUGGCUGCCGACCCAUCCCUAAGAAUGCUGGUGAUGGAACCCAGGGCCUCAGACAUGCAAGGCAAGGGCCUCAUCCCUGAAACAGUCUUUGCCAGGCAUGGUGGUGCACGCCUUUAAUCCCAGCACUUGGGAGGCAGAGGCAGAGGCAGGCCUGGUCUACCUAGGGAGUUCCAGGCCAACUGGGGCUAUAGGGAGACUUUGUCUCAAAAAAAAGACAAUAAUUUUUUUAAAGCGUUUUUUAAUACAAACGUUCCAUGCAAUAUUUGUGACAUACUAAGUUUGAAAAACUACCGUUAAACGUAAAAUAGCCGAUACAUUCAUUAAUUAGUUUUGGUUCUUUUUGGUGUGUAUAUAAUGUGUGUGCAUGUGAAGGCCAAAGGUCAUUGUCAGAUGACUUUCAAAAUCACUUUCCAUCUUACUUAUUGAGGCAGGGUCUCUCAUUGAACCUACAGUUUGGCCAGCCCUGUCAGCAAGCCCUGGAGAUCCUUUGUCCUCCCCAGUGCUGGGGUUACAGGUAUUUGCCACCAUACCUGGCUUUGUUUAUUU